Messenger RNA from Colossoma macropomum (tambaqui), 1747 nucleotides. RefSeq lists its product as uncharacterized. NCBI's taxonomy places the organism in Eukaryota, Metazoa, Chordata, Actinopteri, Characiformes, Serrasalmidae. The coding region runs from base 227 to 859 and encodes 210 amino acids. The transcript has 4 exons. The record is from RefSeq and is a predicted model, not a curated record.
UACAUCCUGGCGCCUCAGGCACCGCGAAGUAACUGCGGCACCACUUAAGGUGGAACGGGACAAUUCGAAUAAGAAGCUGGCGAAUAAGAAGCCAACUUCACCCUCGUCUUCCCGUGUGGAUACAGCCUUGGAAAAAAAUUAAUCACCUCGAAAAAACUCCGUUUUGCAACAUUUUAAUCUGCUCUGGACAUCAACUGUACCGGUGCUGAACUUCACGAAGCCACCAAUGAGGCCGAGGAAGCCGAACUGGUCGACAGAGCAGAAGCUGCUGCUGGUGCAGCUGGUGAAGGCGAGGAGAGAAGAUCUGCUGACCGGCAGACACUCCUGUCGAGAGAUCGCCACCAACCGGAGGUGGGCGUGGGACGAGAUAGCCGAGGAGAUCUCCACCGCCCACCCUGACGUCCCCCGCACGGGGAAGGAGUGCGAGAGACACUGGUUUGUAGAGCUCGCCAAGGCCAAAGAGGUGAUGCUGACCCACAGAUCACAGACAGGCCACAUCAGUCCGGUUACUAAGGUCGUGCUUGAAAUUCUCAAACUACAGAGAAAAGAGGCUGAUUUUAAAGACAGGACUGAAGAAGACAAUACAACCUUUGAAGAAGAACCGCAAGAGGAGAUGAAGUAUGUUCCAACUGCGAUCACUCCCAUCAUAAACAUUGAGCUGCCCGUCAACCACACGAAUGACAUGAGCAGGCUGGAAAACGCUCCCAUGAGUCCCCCCUGCUCGCCCUCACCCUCCGCAGAGAAGAGAGACCUGGAGAUAUCGGUUCUUCGCCGGCAGGAACGCGUGUUACAGUUACAGGAGGAGUACUACUCCCUCAAAAUCAAACACCUCAAAGCACGGAUGCUGAUGGACCUUUGAUGGGAAAGCGCUUCCUGAUGGAAAAAGACUCUUUUUGCCUUAAUAAACACUAGUUUAGAAAUCUUAGGACCGGACUGCUGAACCAAAUGACGUUCGUUAGGACUGUGGUUUGUUCUGUGUAGCCUUCUGCUGGAUUCAGGCCCUGGAGCUGCAGCGCUCUGGCAUAGAAAGUUCUCAGACAGGACUCAGAAUUUGAUAUGACACCUUUCCACCAGUAGAUGGCAAGGUAGUAACUUUAUAUUCUCACUCGUAGUGCUGUACAUAGAAGUAGAACAUCCAGGCAGGGACUGUAGUCGCUAUUAUCUGAUCUGAGACCUGUGUUUCCUGCCUGUUUAGAGCUAUAAGUAGGAUUUGAAUGUUAAAAAAUUAGUGCUACAUGUAUAGUUUUAAAUUCAGAGCUCCAGCUGGGAAUCUGAAACGCGCAGGCCAGUUUUUGAGUAGUGCACUGAUGUGCAUUUACCAAUUAUGAUGACUGUUUGUUUUUAAUCAGGCCUUUUAAUCUGACUUUUACUUAUGAAAGCACAUGAUGCAAUGUUUGAUCACUGCUGCCUUUGCAGUAGGCCUGGGCGAUAGGGUGAUGGGGACGAUGCAUCAAAAGUGAUAAUCACCAUUUCAGGAAGGAGAACAGCGGCUGUAUUACAGAAACGUCCUCUCUUUUUGUCCUAAGUUAAGAUCUGACGGGUCAAGAUGAGAUUUUUCACAAAUUUAUAUUACAGAAGCAAAUCUGAUCUUAAUUUAGGAAUUUAUCUGAUGUUACAGCAUCUUAUCUCCAGUUAAUAAGUCUUAACCUACUCAAUUGAAGUCAAUAAUAAACUCUCAUGUCUGUUGCGUAGCAACCGACCAUACACACACAGCUGAAACGUAAACAUGUCAGCAAAAUAAUAUUAA